UCUAUAUCUGCCGGCAUGGUCUACAUCGGCCUGUGCUUCGGGGUGCAGACGAGCCUGAGCUCCCUGCAGAACGUCUUCGUGACCUUCAAGUCCUUCGACCUGAUCCCCCGCCAGUGCGCGGCGCUGCUGGACAGGGGGGCCAAGUACACCUCGCACGCCAGGACCUUGCAGCUGCUGGCGGAGAGGGACCACGAGAGCAACGACCACAUCUUGACGAGGGAGGCCGCGCCGCCCGCCGCCUCCGGGGGAGCCGUGGCCUGGGCGGCGCGCCCGCGGCCCCUGCGGGAGCCGUCGCUGGACCUGCGCGGCGUGCACCUGUGGGUGCCGGGGAAGAUCCAGCAGCUGGUGCUGUCCGACUUCAGCGUGCAGCUGCAGCCUGGGGAGUCCAUGCUGCUGGUCGGCGAGACUGGCGUGGGGAAGAGCCUGCUGCUCCGGGCGAUCAACGGGCUGUGGUCCCACGGCUGCGGCACCGUCGUGCGGUGCGACCGGCGGUCCGUGGCGUGCGUUCCGCAGAGGCCUUUCGUUUUCAUGGGCACUCUGCGCGACAACCUCGUGUACCCUGACCUCGAGGGGAGCUCGGACAUCGAGACGGACCGGAUUCUCGAGGUUCUCGAGACCGUCGGCCUGAGGCACUUUGUGGAGUCCGUCGGCCUGGACAGCGAGGGCCAGUGGCAGGCGGUGCUCUCCCUCGGCCAGCAGCAGCGCCUGGGCGCCGCGCGGGAGCUUCUGCGCCGGGGAGUGCGCCUCGCACUGCUCGACGAGGCGACCUCGGCGCUCGACCUGGGCAACGAGAGGA
Prorocentrum cordatum is the source of this 796-nucleotide messenger RNA. The record is from the annotation of a GenBank genome assembly. NCBI's taxonomy places the organism in Eukaryota, Dinophyceae, Prorocentrales, Prorocentraceae.